UUGGUGGAAGUUUGUGGAGAAAAGGCCAACAAGAAUUAAUUUUGACGUCAAAAUGGCAGCUGUGAUUAAUACACAUCGGACCUACCUACGCAUUCCCAGGACAUCAGUUCACCCUGUGGAGGAUGAGGUUGAACAGAUGGAGAAUGGACAAAGCAGGAAUCAACCCCUUGCUUCUGAUGUGGAGAUGUCCAACAUUAACAACUGUAACAACAAUGAUGAAGAAAAAGAAAAAAAGAAAGAAUCCAAAAAGAAUAAGAAAGAAAAUAAAGGUAAAUCUGAUGGCAAAAAAGAGAAGAAAAAGGACAAAGAGAAGAAAAAGGACAAAGAGAAGAAUAAAGAAAAAGAGGAAGAAAAGGGGAAGGGAGAGGAAAAAGAUGGCAAGAAAGAUGAAAAGAAAGAUGAUAAGAAAGAUGAAAAGAAAGGCAAGAUACAAUGGGCAAAAAUGUUACCCUUUCUGGACCCUGCAGGAAACUUGUAUUACAACUGGCUCCUGAUAAUUACAAUGCCAGUAAUGUACAACUGGACAAUGCUCAUAGCGAGAGCAUGCUUUGAAGAACUUCAAGCAGAUUACUUGCUCAUGUGGUUCAUCCUUGAUUAUCUAUCAGAUGUCAUUUACAUAAUUGACAUGUAUUUAAGGACAAGAACAGGUUAUUUGGAACAGGGACUAUUAGUCAAUGAUGAAAAGAAACUCAGAGAAAGAUAUUUUGCUACGCUGCAGUUCAAAUUAGAUGUUUUCUCACUCCUACCAACUGACUUUCUAUAUUUCAUUUUGGGACUAAAAUAUCCUGAAAUCAGAUUAAAUCGUUUGACUAGGAUUGGUCGAAUGUUUGAGUUUGUAUCAAGAACUGAAACAAGGACAAACUACCCAAACAUUUUCAGGAUAUCCAAUCUUGUCAUGUACAUUGUAAUUAUUAUCCAUUGGAAUGCUUGUGUGUACUAUUCAAUUUCAAAGGCUAUAGGAUUUGGAGCGGACACAUGGGUAUAUCCAAAUGUAUCUAUUCCAGAAUUUUCUCGGCUUGCUAGGAAGUAUGUAUACAGUCUCUAUUGGUCAACACUGACACUAACCACCAUUGGAGAAACCCCUCCUCCUGUCCAGGAUUCAGAAUACUUCUUUGUGGUGGCCGAUUUCUUGGUAGGAGUGUUGAUUUUUGCUACCAUCGUUGGUAAUGUUGGUUCCAUGAUUUCCAAUAUGAAUGCAGCUCGUGCAGAGUUUCAAUCAAGGAUUGAUGCCAUCAAACAGUACAUGCACUUUCGAAAAGUGAGCAAGGAUUUGGAGAAGAGAGUUAUCAAAUGGUUUGACUACUUGUGGACAAACAAAAAAGCUGUAGAUGAAAGAGAGGUCUUAAAGUAUCUUCCAGAUAAGCUAAGAGCAGAGAUUGCCAUCAAUGUCCAUUUGGAUACACUGAAGAAAGUUCGCAUCUUUGCAGAUUGUGAAGCUGGUCUGCUGGUUGAGUUAGUAUUGAAGCUAAGGCCACAAGUGUAUAGCCCUGACGAUUACAUUUGUCGCAAAGGAGACAUUGGUAGAGAGAUGUACAUCAUCAAAGAAGGGAAGCUGGCGGUUGUUGCUGAUGAUGGAAUUACUCAGUUUGUGGUUCUGAGUGAUGGCAGCUACUUCGGUGAAAUUAGUAUCCUGAACAUCAAAGGUAGCAAAGCUGGAAAUAGAAGAACUGCAAACAUCAAGAGUAUAGGCUACUCAGAUUUGUUCUGUCUCUCGAAAGAUGAUCUCAUGGAAGCCCUCACGGAGUACCCGGAUGCAAAAGCAAUGCUGGAGGAAAAGGGGAGACAAAUUCUAAUGAAGGAUGGUCUUCUGGAUCUGGAUAUUGCCCAGCUUGGAGCUGAUCCAAAGGAUUUAGAGGAGAAAGUAACCAGGCUGGACCAAGCAAUUGAUAAUCUACAGACUAAAUUUGCUCGACUUCUGGCAGAGUACAGUGCUGCACAACAGAAGCUAAAAGAAAGAAUAACAAAGAUUGAGAACAAAGUUAAACAAUCUGGAAUCCAGUUUGAUUAUUCAGGACUGACAGAUGUUGAAGCAAAGGCUGAAGCUGAAGAGAGUAAAAAAGAAUAA
Messenger RNA from Pristis pectinata (smalltooth sawfish), 2065 nucleotides. RefSeq names its product cyclic nucleotide gated channel subunit alpha 1b (gene cnga1b). The transcript has 8 exons. The coding region runs from base 53 to 2065 and encodes 670 amino acids. Gene Ontology annotation, molecular function: intracellularly cGMP-activated cation channel activity; intracellularly cAMP-activated cation channel activity; protein-containing complex binding. NCBI's taxonomy places the organism in Eukaryota, Metazoa, Chordata, Chondrichthyes, Rhinopristiformes, Pristidae. Gene Ontology annotation, cellular component: intracellular cyclic nucleotide activated cation channel complex; plasma membrane. The record is from RefSeq and is a predicted model, not a curated record. Gene Ontology annotation, biological process: monoatomic cation transmembrane transport.